Messenger RNA from Elaeis guineensis (African oil palm), 3278 nucleotides. The record is from RefSeq and is a predicted model, not a curated record. NCBI's taxonomy places the organism in Eukaryota, Viridiplantae, Streptophyta, Magnoliopsida, Arecales, Arecaceae.
CUGGCUUUUGUUCCUUUUGCUUCCGAGUUUCACCUACGGCUUUCCAUCCAGCGGUCACCACACGUUGGGCGCAUGAUCGAGCCUCUGCACACCCGAGUGGGAAGUCCGCAGCAGCGUCGCUGAUGGCGACGCGCCACAUUCUCACCUCCGCCUUCAAUUUAGGAGGGAGUGGGGCAAUACCCCUCGGUUGCUUCUCCAAGCCAAACGAUGGUCUCCUCUUUCUUCCCCGUUUCGGAGGGCGAACAGCAAGACUAGGUGGAGCAAGUGGCGGCGCUGCUUUAAUCUCUCUCACACCAUCCAUUUUCUUCUUCUUUAAUUUGAGGUUUUGUGGAGGACUUUGAUUGAAGUGAGGAAGCUGAGUGCAGCUCGGGAGAUUCAAUGGCGAUGGCAAUAGUGCUCAAGGGGCCCUGCUGCUGGUGCUUCCGUGAUGGAUUUGGAGGGAUUCUGGGAUCCAUGUUCUGGUCGUCGAGGUUUCUUUGAUUGAGGUUCUUUUCAGAUUGAAGGAUUUGGGGUGGAAGUUUUGACCGUUCGGUGGUUGUAUUGUUGAGUGGAAUUGGCAGAAAUGGAGGAAGACUUUGGUUCUUGGGUGACAAGGGCGAAGUUUUCGCAGGCUGUUUAUCACCGGUGGGAUUCUUCCAGGUCGCCUGCGGUUUGUGAUUUCGAUUGGGGUUUGAAGCCAAACAGCUCGAGUCUAGGAUUGAAGAACAGGAGUUCAAGUUUGGAAUUGAAAUCACAGAGCUCGAGUAUUGAACUGAAGAACAGGAGUUCAAGUUUGGAUUUGAAACCAAAGAGCUCGAGUUCUGAUUUAACUAGCUCUGCGAUUCCGUCAUCGGCUCAGCUCAAUUCUGACCAGGGACUCAAGCCAAAGGUGUCUGUUUUAGAGCAUUCAAAUGCGCCUUUGGUCCAGUUCUCUUUCCUACCUGACAACGAUCCAGUUUUGAAAGUGAAGAGCUUUAGUUCAGGUCUGUCUGUGCUGUCUAAUCCAUCUCGGGUACAACUGGAUCGCAGCUGGGGACCAAAAACAAUGAAUACAAGCUUGGAAUCUGCCAAUUUUCUGUCUGUUCCAUUCUCUUUCCAACCAGGUAGUAAUCCCUCGAAGCUACAGCCCAAGGGCUCAGAUCUACACUCUUCUGAUUUCUCUUUCCGUCCUGACAGAAAACCUGACUCGAAUCCAAAAAGCUCGGCGUCUGGUAAAGUUUCUAAAUCUUCUUGGAGGGCUAUAACAAAUUAUGAGUCUCCUAAAUCUAGUUUGUUUACUAAUGGUAGAAAACAGAAAUCUAAACCCAAGCAGAGGUCAUCAUCUCCUCCUCCGACUACCAUUCUUUCUGAUGUUUUUAAAGAAGCUAGGUCAAUUACAAAGAGAUUCUCAAGCCCCCCACCUAGCAGAAAAAAUUCUAAUAAGACCCUUCAGAGGUUCAUUGGAAAGAGAUUCUCAAGCCCACCACGUAGUGGGAAAAAUUCUAAUAAGACCUUUCAGAGUCAUAGAUUCACUUGGCCAUCACCUCCAAAAAUGGGUGCUUUUCAGGAUGCGUCUUCAAUUAAAGCCUCUGAGCACUUGAAGACUACUUUGAAUUCUAACGUUUCAGGUUCAAGCAUGGUUUCUGUCUACUCUGGGAGGACUGCAACACUUCCUGAUUCUCAUAAUUCUGUUCUGUUGACGAACAGUAGAAACUCUAAACCCAAGCAGAGGUCAAAAUCUCCUAUUCCCACUACUGUCCUCCAUGAUGUCUUUAAAGAAGCUAGAUCCAUUGGAAGGAGAUUUUCUACCCCACCUCCUAGCAGGAAGAGAGCUGAUAAGAUGCAUGAGCAUCAUAAGCUCACUCCCCCUUCACCUCCCAAUCUGAGUCCUCUUCGGCAUUUGUCUUCAGUUAAAGCCUCUGAGAAGUUGAAGAGCAGGAAGGACUCUGCUUGGGCAAAAUAUUUUGAUUAUGGGGGAGGGAGAGUUGCUGCCGUGGAUACCUUGGAGAAAUGCACAGUUGAUCUCUCCAAAUUGUACGUUGGGCUUCGGUUUUCCUCUGGAGCUCAUAGCAGGCUAUACCAUGGUAUUUAUAAGGAUCAGCCUGUUGCUGUGAAAAUUAUCAGACAACCUGAUGAUGAUGAAAAUGGAGUGAUGGCUGCACGACUAGAGAAGCAGUUCACUAGGGAAGUCACCUUUCUGUCUCAUCUUUAUCAUCGAAAUGUGAUCAAGCUGGCAGGGGCAUGCAAAAAUCCACCAGUCUUUUGCAUCAUCACAGAAUAUCUCUCAGGAGGCUCUUUGAGAGCAUUCUUGCACAAACUUGCCCACAAAUCCCUUCCUUUACCAAAACUGAUUGCAAUUUCUUUAGAUAUUGCUCGAGGAAUGGAGUAUAUUCACUCACAAGGGGUCAUUCACUGUGAUCUGAAACCUGAGAAUAUUCUAUUUGAUCAAGACUUUUGUGUAAAAAUUGCUGAUUUUGGAAUUGCAUGUGAGGAAGCAUAUUGUGAUGCAUUAGCUGAGGACCCUGGUACUUAUCGCUGGAUGGCACCCGAGAUGAUCAAACACAAAGCUUAUGGACGGAAAGUUGAUGUUUACAGCUUUGGAUUACUGUUAUGGGAGAUGGUGACAGGAACUGUCCCUUAUGAAGACAUGAUGCCUAUCCAGGCUGCUUUUGCAGUGGUUAAUAAGAACCUGAGGCCAGUCGUUCCUGCUAACUGUCCAGCACCCUUACAAGCCCUAAUUGAGCAAUGUUGGGCUCUGCAUCCAGAGAAGAGGCCUCAGUUUUGGCAGAUAGUGAAGGUCUUGAAACAGUUUCAGUCUGCUCUUGCUCGUGAUGGAACACUUGACCAGCUUCACAGCUUGACCAACCAGGAUGACAAGAAGCCGCUGUUCCAUGGGAUCCAAAAGCUCGGACCCUUGCAUGUUUAAAUUGCUGUAGAUUCUCACCCCUGAAUCAACUAAGUAGCUUUUCUGCCUCUGCAGUUAUCAUACUUCCCAACCGAAUAGAACUGCAGAUUGUUUUCAGAAAAUUUUUAAGUGAACAGCUGGUUCUGCUGUUGCAUUUGCUCAUGAGCGAACAAGUCAUCACCGGUUUUGGACACAACAUAUCCGUUGUAUUUGCAAGGAAACAGAUCAUGUUUCAUGUUAGUUUUCAAUGUAUCUGCCAUUGAGAGGUUUUCAACUGCGUUGGUUGCUGUGGACUUUUUGCUGGUUGGUCUCGUUCGUGUUUUGUCUGCCUUUGUUGGUUGUUCUGUCUCACUGUGACUAAAUCUAUUCUAUCUCUCAAGUUUGUAUAUCUGCUGUUUUACUAAGCUUUUUGAUC